Molecule: messenger RNA, 1882 nt
Organism: Onychostoma macrolepis
Lineage: Eukaryota; Metazoa; Chordata; Actinopteri; Cypriniformes; Cyprinidae
Gene: cd68
Product: CD68 molecule
Exons: 7
Coding region: 16-1191 (391 amino acids)
Cellular component (GO): membrane
Source: RefSeq, a predicted model, not a curated record
UUAACUGUGUCAUGCAUGGCGAAUAAGUGCAGUGUGCGAGAGGCUUUCAACGCCAGAUACUUGCGCCGCUUUGGAGCUCACAAUCCAGCAAGUUUUUGUGUCAGGUACAUCGGAAUAAGGGCGAAAAUGAAAUACGGAUUAUUGUUGAUCGCGCUUUUCAUUGCUGCAACAGCUCUCACCUCAGGUGAAUAUAGUGCAGCUUAUGUGGCCCCCAGUGCAACCCCAACAACCAUCGAUCUGAAUAAACCAACCCACAAGCCCCCGAACACAACUACUCACAGCCCCAGCCCGACCACGACAACACACAGCCCCAGCCCGAACACGACAACACACAGCCCCAGCCCGACCACGACAACACACAGCCCCAGCCCGAACACGACAACACACAGCCCCAGCCCGAACACGACAACACACAGCCCCAGCCCGAACACGACAACACACAGCCCCAGCCCGAACACGACAACACACAGCCCCAGCCCGAACACGACAACACACAGCCCCAGCCCGAACACGACAACACACAGCCCCAGCCCGAACACAACAACUUCUGCACCUUCCACUACUACAUCAAUACCAAUGCCAACACCACCCACCAACAUGACAAUGGGGAAAUAUAAUGCUAGUGAUGAAAAAGGCACACUGUGUCUUAUGCUUGACAUGGCAAUCGGGAUCCGUGUGAACACCAGCCGGGCUAAUGGCACAUUCAUUGUUCAGCCAAGCAAAACUAAAGGCAAUGGAGAAUGCUUGUCAAAUGUAGUUUCUAUCAGUCUCGUUUUCGACGAAGGUGGAAUUUCCUUCAAAUUUAAUAAAAAUGACGCAACAAAAAAGAUCUUUAUCGAGUUUGUCCAAUACGACUUGACCUAUGCUUUCGAAAGAAAUGUGUUAAGCAAUUACACAGGGCUGAACAGGUCUCUUGAGCUGUUUUCUGUGGAUCUGGGUCACUCUUACUCCUGCAAGGCUGAGACGGUGUACAUGGGGGCUGGUGUGAGUCUGGAUCUGACCCAAUUCAGGUUUCAGGCCUUCAAUAUCAAAAACAACGAAUUCGGACCACCUGAACUAUGCAAGGCUGAUCAACCUGACUACCGCGUUCCCAUCGCCGUGGGCAUAAUCCUCAUCAUACUCAUCGUCAUUGUAGUCAUCGCUUACCUCAUCAGCAGGAAACGAAGGACUGAUGGGUACCAGUCACUAUAGAGGCCUGCAACUCGUGAGAAUAUCAGCAAUUCCAGUUUACAGGAAUCUUAAUGCUGUUAUGUAUUUCUUAAGUAAAUGUUACUUAUGUAUGGUGAACAUGGAUGGCCUAGGGUCCGUCCAAACAAUGUUUACUGUGCAGGGACAGUAUUCCACAUCCUAACACAAGCUGAAGUUGCCAUCACAAUUUUUACAUCACUAUAAGAUCAUAAUAGAACCAAACAAACAAUUGGCUUAGUACAGUACAUGCCUUAUUUAGCCUGCAUUUGUAUACUAAUUACCUUUUUUUAAAGAACCUAACCUAAUACUGACAUUACAAAAGGAUUUAUGAUCUACUGUUGAUCCAUCUUACGUGUAAGUGCUCUUUUCUAUAAGUGCUCUUCACUGUCUGUCACAAUGCAUUUUCUGUGAUAUAGGCUAAUAAGCCAUUGUUAAUCUGAUAAAUGUGUACAGUGCUUUAUUCUUUCCUAAGGGGCCUUAAAACAUAUAAAAGGGAAUUAAUUUGCUUGCAUUGUGUAAUUAAAAAUAGAAAGGAUUUUAAAAGCAGUUGCAUCCUAGUAUUCUUUUUUUUUUUUUUUUUUAAACCUGAAGAGCUUUACUAUACUGUAUUGUGAUCUGAAGCUGCAUUUAUGCACUGAAUAUUGGGAGUAAUGUGUAAUUUUGGUUACAAAUAAAAAAAAAUUGUGUUCAAAAA